Leptopilina boulardi is the source of this 1489-nucleotide messenger RNA. RefSeq names its product putative odorant receptor 71a. Gene Ontology annotation, biological process: detection of chemical stimulus involved in sensory perception of smell; sensory perception of smell. The transcript has 5 exons. The coding region runs from base 193 to 1479 and encodes 428 amino acids. Gene Ontology annotation, molecular function: odorant binding; olfactory receptor activity. NCBI's taxonomy places the organism in Eukaryota, Metazoa, Arthropoda, Insecta, Hymenoptera, Figitidae. Gene Ontology annotation, cellular component: plasma membrane. The record is from RefSeq and is a predicted model, not a curated record.
AAAUUUUACAGAAUUUGUAGCAAUUUUACGAUAAUACAUUGUAACUAAUUUUCAUUGUCCACUAUUAUAGCGCGACAAGUUGAAAAUCUGCUAAUAAAAUAUUAACUUCGUUGUGAAGCUUUCCAAGAAGUAGGGAAACCUCUAUUGACAUGGUUUUAUUCCCCUUGCCAAGAAUCCAUACUCCUUAAGACCAUGAGAGCGACAAGAAUUUCUUUUCAAGUAUUAGAAUUUUUAGGUCUGUGGAGACCUGAAUCUUGGAAAACAAAGCGGUUCAAUAUUCUUUAUAAUAUUAUUAAUAUAAUUUCUUUAAUUAACAUAUAUUUUCUUACUACGGGCUUUAUUAUUGUUACUAUUCAAAAUUUUGAUAAAGUCGGCGACAAUUCAGAAAAUACGAGUUGUUCACUUGUUGCAUUUAUGUUUUGUUUCAAAAUGACAUACUUUUAUGUAUAUCGAGAUGAAAUUAUCAAUUUCUUAAAUAUGUUCUUGCAAGAAACUUGUAUUCCUCGCGAUAAAUAUGAAAUGUCAAUUUGGAAAGGGUGUGAGGAUUUUAGUAGAUUCCUAACACGGAUUUUUGUAAUCAUGUGUUGUACAGUUGUAGUAGGCACUUCAUUCUUACCAUUAUUAAACAUGAAAAAUAUACAAUUGCCUUUUAAUUGUUGGACCCCUUUUGAUAUUGAUUCAGAAUUUAGAUUUUGGGUUAAUUAUUUCUAUUUAGCUUAUAGUUCCUUUGUAGUAAUAUGUGGAACUGCUGCUGUAGAAGUAGUUGCAUCAAUUCUGAUGCAACUUAUGUGCGCUCAGCUUGAAAUCAUGGGAUAUCGAUUAUUAAAACUUAUUUCUUUGGAAAACAAUAAUUAUUCAACAAAAGAUUUUUUUAAAUACCAAAGCGCAAUUCUCAAAGACUGUAUUACUCAUCAUAUUUAUUUAUAUUCAAUUGAGAAGCGUCUAAAUGAAAUUUUCGGAUUUAUGGUUGCUUUACAAUUUUUAGUUUCAACUCUAAAUAUAUGUACAAGCUGUUAUCAGUUGACGAAACUAAAUCCUAAUAGUUCAAGAUUUUGGACACUUUUUGCCGUGACCGUUUGUUUUCUUACACAAAUUUCGUAUUAUUGUUUUCCUGGAGAGAAAAUGAUCCAAAAGAGUAUGGCAUUAAAAGAUGAAAUAUAUAAAAUGGAUUGGAAUUUACUUACUAAAGAAACAAAACAUAACUUAUUGAUUAUAAUGAUGAGAGCUAAUCAACCAAUGCAACUUUCAGGAGCUUCAAUAGUCAACAUGUCGGUUGAAACUCUUGUUAAGAAUACAACAACAAUUAAACACCGUUUUUGGUUUUCUGAUUUUCCUUCAGUUCUUUUUUUCUACAUCGAUUUUAUGUACAACUGGUUAUUAUUUAACAAAAGUAAGUGUAAGCGGUGCAUAUUUUUGGUUUGUAAUGAUGAUGAUGGCUGUAUUUGUUUUGGAGAUUUACAUGUAUUGCUUGUUUGGUGAAGAAAUUACA